AUGGUUUUCAAUAAUUUUGAGUAUGUGCCUGAAGAUUAUGAAGAGAAUACUGAAAGCACAAGCAUGGCUGUUGAAUCAGAAAGUGUUAUAACAGAAAAACUUGCAAAGGUGGAUGAAAGAGUGGACAUUAAUAUUUUAAGGGAAAAUAAUACUGAUACUGAUAUAGAUAGCAGUGAUAUAGUAUCAUCUUCAGUGUUCGAUCUUGAAUCUGGAUUAAAUGAUGAGAAUAAGUAUCUUGUCAAGAAUACUACUAGUAAUAAAUUUAAUCAGCAAUUAUCGGCUUGCCCGAUUCUGGAUUUUAUUAAUAGUAAUAUUAAAUGCUGUAGAGAUCAUUCUGAAAAACAAAGACCACUUGCCCAACUUAUUGGAGGCCGUGGAAGCCCAAAAUUUGAAUGUGAACAUUUAUAUAAAAAUAAUGCGAAUAAUAGACUUCGAAUUUUGGGUCACUGGAUUUUACACAUAGCCGAAAUCGCUAAUGAGGGUAAAAAAAAAGCUCUCUUAACAUGUUUGGCUUCCAUUUUGCCAACAUUUUUUGACAUCAAAUCAUUUCCAGUAACUGCAAAUUCACCCAGCCUUCUUUUUGUUAAAAUGGUUUUAAGACUGAAACAUGUUAAUUUGACAAAUAUUGUAGAUCAAAAGUUUAAUUUUACCUCUGAAACAGCUCUAGAUUUGGAGAAAGCAUUGGGAAUUGCAACAUGGAAUGCAUGA
Molecule: messenger RNA, 708 nt
Organism: Cetraspora pellucida
Lineage: Eukaryota; Fungi; Glomeromycota; Glomeromycetes; Diversisporales; Gigasporaceae
Source: the annotation of a GenBank genome assembly